AACCGAUGUUUAGAGCUUGUCGUGUUGGCAGAGGCGACAGCUUUUUGGUUUGCCGUUGGCCAACGGCCCCCAUCAAAAUACUAUAUAAAUGCCCGCUGUAAAGCGUAUUGCCAUAAAGUUGACUAUUAAUUGUAGAAGACGUAAGAAAUAUACUCAGGUGAUCAUGAAGUUAGAAGUUUACUUAAGCGUGUGUAUAUUUUUAUUGGCAUCAUUGAUGUCGGUGGAUGCCAAAAAAAGAAGCACAAAGAAAGUGAAGCCAUGGGAAGAUCCAGACCGAGAUCGAACCAACGAUUUACUUGUCACUAAAAUAGUGUACUUUGACAUUGAGAUUGAUGAUGAACUAAUCGGAAGAUUCGAGGUUGGACUUUUUGGCGAGACAUGUCCCGUCACAGUACAGAACUUUGCUGCUCUAGCAAGAGGAGGCUGGAGAAAUGAUAAGAAUAUGAGCUACAAAAACACAAUAAUCCAUCGUGUGGUGCCUGACUUUGUAAUCCAAAUGGGUGACAUCACAAGUGGAGACGGUACAGGAGGAAGGAGUAUUUACGGAGAAUAUUUCGCUGACGAGAACUUUAACUUGAGGCAUUGGGGUCCAGGAUAUGUGUCGAUGGCAAAUGCUGGUCCAGAUACGAACAACUCACAGUUCUUCAUCUUGCUAAACAGCGCCAAAUGGCUUGAUGGUAAACACGUUGUUUUCGGAAAAGUAAUUAAAGGAAUGGUAAGUUCAAUUUGUUUUCAUUGUUCUUUUUAACGAAUUUAUCCACAG
Messenger RNA from Anneissia japonica, 763 nucleotides. RefSeq names its product peptidyl-prolyl cis-trans isomerase A2-like. Gene Ontology annotation, cellular component: intracellular membrane-bounded organelle. Bases 89 to 748 code for a protein of 219 amino acids. The record is from RefSeq and is a predicted model, not a curated record. The transcript is spliced from 4 exons. Gene Ontology annotation, biological process: protein peptidyl-prolyl isomerization. NCBI's taxonomy places the organism in Eukaryota, Metazoa, Echinodermata, Crinoidea, Comatulida, Comatulidae. Gene Ontology annotation, molecular function: peptidyl-prolyl cis-trans isomerase activity.